AGCAGGGGGCGGUGGACUUUUCCAGAGAUGUAAAAAGAAGCCUAAAUCUCUUAGUGUGGCAUGAUAACGCUAUCACACUCGCAAUGCGUGGAGUUAUCGUGAUCUACUUAUCAUAACUCAUGCAAGAUUUCCGGGAUAUUGGUUUUGUCUGAAGAUCCGCGUUAUUCAGAAGCCACCCCUUUGUGUAGCUCGAUGGUUGGCGCCGAUGUCGCUAUGGCAGCUCACGCGAGCGAACUGGAGGUGGCGAAGAAGAACUUAACGGACGCCAUUGGGGACAAUAUAAAGCAUUACUGGGCGAAUUUGAAGCUGUGGUUCAAGCAGAAGAUCAGUAAAGAGGAGUUUGAUGUUGAGGCCCGUCGCCUUCUGGGACACGACAAUGUUCACAUCCACAAUGACUUCCUGCUGGCCAUUCUUACACGCUGCCAGAUUAUUGUAUCCACACCAGCAGAGGGUCCCGGGUCACUGCAGUGGUCCGGAGGUUCUGCCUCAAAGCCCGCCAAGCCGAAGGGCAAGAAGAAGUUUUCAUCCGUGCGCCAGAAAUUCGACCAUCGCUUCCAGCCCCAGAACCCGCUGAGUGGAGCUCAGACGUUCAGCCCUCGCGAGGCCGGAGCGGAGGAGGAGGAGAUGAAGCUCAGCGCUCACACACUCUUACUGCCCACGCGGGGGCAGCUGGAGGCCCGCAUGAUGGUGACCGCCUUCGAGAUGGGCCUCGACAACGUCACCGAGGACGCCGUGAGCACUGUCGUGUGCGCUCUCGAGGUGCAUUUAAAAGACCUGAUCACUGCGGUGGUGUCGCGGAGAAAAGCCUACCGGCUGAGAGAGGGACACUUCCAGUACGCCUUCGGCAGUGACGUCGCACCGCAGCCGUACCUCAAGAACAGCCUGGCUGCGUACCACACUGUCACAGAGUACCCCCCUCCCAGUGCCUCGCUGCCGGCUGCUCCGCCCCCUCAGGUGUCUCCAGACGAUGCAGAACAGCAGGCCGCUUUCCUAUUGGCCUGCUCUGGCUCCAGUGCCCCCGCCCCCCUGCCUCCCAUCAGCACGUACGAUCUCCUGGAGGCUCUACAGGUGCACCGCAGGGUGAUGCCUUCUCACACCGUGUACGCUCUGAACAUGGAGCGCAUCCUCGCCCGGCUCUGGCACCCGAGUCACGAGGAGCUAGAGCAGGACAACAUCCACAGGCAGCGGCUGGCCGCCAAGGAGGGCCUGUCACUCUGCUGAGGCGCCGCCCGUGUCCUUCAGUUACACCUUCAACUUCCUGUUUCUGCCCAAGGAGGACAACUGGACUGUAUACGAGUGUCAUUGUGGACAGAUUCUCCUUUUAGAAUAACAGUUUAUUUAAAUGGUUUAUAGAAAUUCGAAUUGUGAAUUUUGAAUCUGUGUUGCACAUAACAGCAUAAUUAAACACAUCGACUCGGAUCAGGAGAUUGAUUGAUUUUUAUAGACCAUUUAAUUAAACGAAUUUGAUCUCGCUGUCUUAAGUCUUCAAUGCUCAGAAUUGUUACUCAUGGACCAGUUAUGGUUUUACAUAGCUAGUGUCCAUGCUAACAUUCUGGACAAUUUAUAAUAUCCGGCUGUAUUUUGGUCCUUGUAGUGUGUUUGGCACUUUUGUAAAUAUUUGUUUAUGAAGUGAUUUUGCUACACAUGUACCUUUUCAUUGUAAAGGUCUGCAAAUACAGGAAAUAAAGCCCAUCUCAUGGUCA
Messenger RNA from Pangasianodon hypophthalmus (striped catfish), 1703 nucleotides. It is a transcript of the gene tada1, whose product is annotated as transcriptional adaptor 1. The record is from RefSeq and is a predicted model, not a curated record. NCBI's taxonomy places the organism in Eukaryota, Metazoa, Chordata, Actinopteri, Siluriformes, Pangasiidae. Gene Ontology annotation, biological process: regulation of transcription by RNA polymerase II. Bases 193 to 1221 code for a protein of 342 amino acids. The transcript has 8 exons. Gene Ontology annotation, molecular function: transcription coactivator activity. Gene Ontology annotation, cellular component: SAGA complex.